CACAGCUGAAAUGAGCACCGUCCUGCCCAACCACAGAAGGACCAAGCCUGGAGGCAUAAAGCCUGGGGCCGUAAUCAGCGGUGUGACUGGGCCGACCUCCCAGAUUCCCGGACUGUCCCAGAGUGCUGACGAAAGCACUCCGGCAGAGAGGACCAGCGGACGGCGAGUUGGGAUAUUUGAGUCCGACUCGGACUACGUCAAGCUUGCGAAGCAGGGAGGACACAGGGGCCUGUUGAGUCAUGAUGAUGUUGAAGCUGAUGAUAUACCAAAAAAAACCUACAAUCCAGCCAGCUGGUUUGGAGACAAUGAGUCAAAGAGUGGAAGCAAAGCAACGUCUCCCAACAGCCAGAUGAAGGGGGGCAGCCUGCCUCUGGCUGCACCGUUUGGCACUGAUAACAGUUCGUCCUGGGAAAGGGAGGCUGAUAGCUUUUCCAAUGAUAACGAUAAGGUGAAUGGACCAAACUAGUCACCCCCAACAUGG
This is a messenger RNA of Paralichthys olivaceus (Japanese flounder), 481 nucleotides long. The record is from RefSeq and is a predicted model, not a curated record. NCBI's taxonomy places the organism in Eukaryota, Metazoa, Chordata, Actinopteri, Pleuronectiformes, Paralichthyidae.